Saccostrea echinata is the source of this 988-nucleotide messenger RNA. RefSeq lists its product as uncharacterized. The record is from RefSeq and is a predicted model, not a curated record. NCBI's taxonomy places the organism in Eukaryota, Metazoa, Mollusca, Bivalvia, Ostreida, Ostreidae. The coding region runs from base 47 to 988 and encodes 313 amino acids. Gene Ontology annotation, molecular function: nucleic acid binding. The transcript has 2 exons.
UCUCACUCAGUUUGAGACAUCGGGUUCCUUGCACGGUUAUCGAUGGAUGUAUUUAAAGUGUAAACAAUCUGGAUACAACACUUCCAGGGAUGUUGUUUAUGAACUUAUGCGACUACUUGAUCCAAAGGGCGUGAUGAACAGAAAAAGAGGAAGACUGAUGAGACGACAAUACCUUAAUCCGGGGCCAAACUUUGCUUGGCAUAUCGAUGCCUAUGAUAAACUAAAACCUUAUGGCAUCGCCAUUAGUGGUUGUAUAGACGGUUAUUCACGGUAUGUCAUUUGGCUUGAAGCAUCAACAACCAAUAGUGAUCCUAAAGUAAUAGCCAGCUAUUAUUUGGAAGCAGUCAGAAAAGCGAAUGGGUGUCCUAAAAGAAUACGAGCUGAUCUGGGAACUGAAAAUACCUCUGUUAGAGACAUGCAGAUAUUUUUACGUCAAGACCAUAAUGAUGAAUUUUCAGGUGAAAAGAGUUUUCUUUGUGGAAAAAGCACACAUAACCAACGUAUCGAGUGGUUUUGGGGCCUCCUUCGGAGAGAAAUGGGUCAAUUUUAUAUCGACAUGUUUUCAGAUUUAGGAAGAGACCACAACGACUUAUUCUGCGGUGAUAUGUUCGACAAGAACCUGAUUCAGUUGUGCUUUCUUGAAGUCAUUCAGGAGAACCUUGAUGAAUUACGGAGCACAUGGAACACACAUGUUCUACAAUCAAAAACCAAUGGCAUCGGUGGUCCGCGGCGUCCUAUUCUAAUGUAUACCAUUCCUGAAUUAUAUCAGGCAGAAGAUCACUUGUGUGUCGUAGCAGAGAGUAAAAUCCGUAUCUGUGGAGAGGAAACACGGGAAAAAACUAUAACAUGUGCAGACGAGACAAUUUUUGAGUUAUGUACUCUGAUGAUGGAAGAAAACGGUUUUUCUAAACCUAGAGACUCAAAUGAAGCAAGGCUACUAUAUAGAAAUUUAAGGCAACUUGUUCAUGAAGAAUUGGAGGACCUUUAA